Messenger RNA from Drosophila grimshawi, 2241 nucleotides. RefSeq names its product protein anoxia up-regulated. The transcript has 7 exons. The coding region runs from base 112 to 1926 and encodes 604 amino acids. NCBI's taxonomy places the organism in Eukaryota, Metazoa, Arthropoda, Insecta, Diptera, Drosophilidae. Gene Ontology annotation, biological process: protein transport. The record is from RefSeq and is a predicted model, not a curated record.
ACAAUUCGAACGGGCGUCAAGUGUAGAACACGAAAAUUCGAGAAAGCCAAAAUCGAUAAUAACGAAUAAGUGAUUUAAUUUUCAUCGAAUUAAAAAAAAAAAAAACUCAAAAUGGUUUACGAAAGUGGAUUUACAACCCGUAGAACUUACAGCUCCAGACCGGUGACUACAUCGUACGCCGUGACGUAUCCGUCUGCUCAUAAUGUGACUCGUGUAUACAAAACGAGCUAUCCCAUCUACUCGAGUUAUUCAAUCCCAAGACGUAUCGUCAGUGGAACACGUGUUAUAACAUCGCCUGUUCGGGUUGUUACCUCUCCCAGCCGCGUCUAUUCGCGCAUUGUCCACUCUCCAUCGCCUGUGCGUGUUGUGCGCACGACAACGCGUGUUAUUUCAUCGCCGGAGAGAACAACCUCCUACUCAUACACUUCGCCAACGACAUACACUUCGUAUAGUCCAUCGACCUAUUUGCCAUCGACCUAUUACACUUCGUCCUAUAUCCCCACCUCGUAUACGACAUACACACCGUCGUAUUACUACAAUCCCACAACUAUUACACGCGUCUAUGCCCGCUCGGCAUCGCCAUCGCCACUGAGGAUCACUACAUCUCCGGUUCGUGCAAUUCCCUCAUACUUGAAGAGACUCCCUCCUGGAUAUGGCGCACGGGCCUUAACUAAUUACCUCAAUACUGAACCCUUUACCACCUUCACUGAGGAAACGGGUCGGAUUCGCAAUCGGGCCCAAUCCUUGAUUCGCGAUCUGCACACUCCAGUCGUACGCCGUGCACGAAGCUGCACACCUUUCCCUGUGACUGGCUACUCCUAUGGCCCUACAUCACAAUUGGCCCUAGAUGCUUAUGUAGCACGUGUUACAAAUCCGGUGCGACACAUUGCAAAGGAAGUUCACAAUAUUUCUCACUACCCAAGACCAGCUGUAAAGUAUGUUGAUGCCGAAUUGGAUCCGAAUCGCCCAACGAGAAAAUUCUCUGCUCCCAGGCCACUUGAAGAUGCUGUCGAUCUGGAGUCCAAGGAGAAGCAACGUCUACGCCAGGAACGCCUGAUGACCGUCAACGAAGACGAUCUUGAAGUGGAGAAGAAACAAGCUCAGUUGGCCGAUGAAGCGAAGCGUCGCAAAGAGAUUGCUCUCAAGGAGAAGAAACAACGGGAGGAGGCUGAAAAAAAGGCUGAAGAACAGGCCCGUUUGGCUGAGGCAGCCAAGCAAGCUGCUGCUGCGGAAAAGGCCCGUUUAGCCGAAGAGGCAGCUCAAAGGGCCGCCGAAGAAGAAGCACAAGCCGCAGCAGAAGCAGAAGCAGAAGCAGCAGCUGCCGCUAAAAAAGCCGAAGAGGAACGUUUAGCUGAAGAGGCCCGUGCUGCCGAGGAAGCAGCACAAAAAUUGGCAGAAGAAGAAGCCCGAGCUGCCGAAGAAGCCAGAGCUGCAGCAGAAGCCAAGGCUGCCGAAGAAGCUGCCGCCCGACAAGCUGAGGAGGAGGCCCGUUUGGCUGAAGAGGCUGCUCAAAAGGCAGCGGAAGAGGCUGCUGCACAAAAAGCCGAAGAGGAACGCUUGGCUGAGGAGGCCCGCCUAGAAGAGGAGCAGCGUUUGCGGGAGCAGGAGUUGAGUCGCCUGGAGGAAAUCGAGAAGCAGGCCGAAGAGGAACGUGAGGGCGAUCUUGCACGCCAAGCAGCUGAAUUGGCCGAAAUCGCCCGCCAGGAGGCGGAAAUUGCUGCUCAAGAGCUGCAGUCGAUUCAAAAGGAAAGUAGAGAUGUUGCUGAGCCCAUAAUUGAUGAGCCAUCCACUCCUGUGGAAGAUCAUCAACAGGAACCGACCAUAGAAUUAAGUUCGAAUAUCGAAGAUGUUUCAGGCCAGUUGGACAACACUGGCGGAGAUAGUGUUGUAGAAGAAUCUGAAGAUGAGGAAGACGACGAAGAAUAAGGAAUUACACCAAUGAUCAUUUUUGCUGACGACAUCUAUAAUUAAUGUUCAUUGAAAUUAGAAACCUUUUUAUUUUUUGCGAAUUCAAAAACAUGAUGGUAAACAGUUUAAUUUGUUAAAAUUUUAACUGUGUCUAUUUGCCAUAAGAACAAUGUAGUUGUUUUUAAUAUAAUUUUAUAGCAUUAUAAUUGCCAAAGCUUUUGUGAACACUAACACUACUAGCUGAAUGACACUUCCUAUCAGAUUAACAUAAUAGAAAUAUGAUUCAAAUCUUUUAUAUAUUUAAGAAAUAUAUAAAUAUGAUUACGAUUCUCA